AAUUGUGAUGAUGAUAAUUUAUGUACAGAUGAUUAUUUUGAUCCAAUUUUAGGAUGUCAACAUAUUAGAAAAAAAUGUGACGAUUUUAAUAAAUGUACAGAUAAUUAUUGUGAUCCAUCAAAUGGAAAAUGUUAUUUUGUAAAUGUUUUUUGUACAGAUAAUAAUCCAUGUACAAGGGAUUAUUGCGAUUUAGAAACUGGGGAGUGUGUGUAUAAAAAAACAGUUGCAUGUGAAGAUUAUAAUAAUUGUACAAUAGAUAUUUGCAAUAGAAGAAAAGGUUGUAUAUUUAAACCCAGAACAUGUAGCGAUAACAAUAUAUGUACAAAUGAUUUUUGUACAAACUCUACUGGUUGUGUCCAUGAACCAGUUUCGUGUGAUGAUAACAAUCCAUGUACUAUAGAUACUUGCGAUAAAGUUAGGGGAUGUAUACAUAUAGCAGUUUCGUGUGAUGAUAAUAAUCCUUGUACGGAAGAUUUUUGCUCUUGGAGAAGUGGUUGCGAAAAUAAAUUAACAGGUUGCGGUUUAAAUGAACUUUUAAAAACACCAUGUAAGUCUUUUUAUCUAUUUAAUAUAAAAUAA
Messenger RNA from Dictyostelium purpureum, 579 nucleotides. RefSeq lists its product as uncharacterized. The transcript has 5 exons. The record is from RefSeq and is a predicted model, not a curated record. The annotation marks the transcript as partial. NCBI's taxonomy places the organism in Eukaryota, Evosea, Eumycetozoa, Dictyosteliales, Dictyosteliaceae.